AUGGAUGAAAACCAACAAAUUGAAGUGCCCUAUGUAGUGGUUGGCGGAGGUAUAGCUGGCAUUAGUUGUGUUGAAGCAUUAAAAAUAUACACAACAGAGGCAGUGCUUUUAAUUUCAGAAUCACCAGUUGUCAAAGUAAUUACUGAUGUACAAUUUCACACUAAAAUAGCUGCUGGAUUCAAUGUCGAGGAUCGAAAUCUUCAAUGUAUCGAGGAUACAAAAUACAUAAUAGAUAAAAUAAUAGCAAUUGACUCAGUGGCCCAUAUAAUUUACACUCUCAACGGUCGUGAAAUUAAGUAUAAAAUAUUGUGUUUAUGUAUGGGAGCUACACCAAAAUUAUUGGAUGACAAAGAUUAUAUUAUUGGAUUGCGUGAUACACAUUCUGUUGAGUAUUUUCAAUCAAUUCUUAGUCAUGCCAAGAGAGUAUUGAUUGUUGGUAAUGGUGGUAUUGCUACAGAUUUGGUGUAUAAAUUAAGUAAUAUUGAAAUUAUUUGGAUCAUAAGGGAUGAACACAUAAGUUCACAUUUUCUAGAUGCUGGGGCAGCAGAAUUUUUUAGUAACUUCUUGAAUUCUCAUCAAUCAAGUGAAAAAGUGGUAAAAAGAUUUAGAUAUUCUGGUCAAAAUAGUUCUGGAGCUGCGCUUGGACCAGACUGGCAUUGUGGUACAAUGUUUGGCAAGUGUGACAAUAAGAAUGUAGUCAUAGAAUAUAAGACUGAAAUAAAAAAUAUUUUUAAACAAGACCUAGUAAAGGUGGAAUUGACUAAUGGAAAAGUAUAUGAUUGUGAUUUUGUUGUAUCCGCAACUGGAGUAACGCCAAAUAGCAAUUUAGAAGUAAGAGAUGGUAAACAUUUUGACAUUGCCUAUGAUGGCGGUAUUAAAGUAGACUGGAAGAUGGAAACAAAUUUAUCAGAUAUUUUUGCAGCCGGUGAUGUGUGUACUGUAAACUGGACUUCUGAACAUUGGUUUCAAAUGCGAUUAUGGACUCAAGCAAGACAAAUGGGAAUGUAUGCAGCUAAGUGCAUGUAUUCCACACAAACAAAUGAAACAUUAUUACAAGACUUUUGUUUUGAGUUGUUUACACAUGUUACAUCAUUUUUUGGCUUCAAAGUAAUAUUAUUAGGUCUAUAUAAUGCUCAAGGACUGGAUAAGAAUUAUGAGUUAUUAGUUCGUGUUACUGAAGGUCUUGAAUAUGUUAAAUUAGUUAUACAAAAUGGAAGAGUUGUUGGAGCUAUGUUAAUUGGAGACACUGAUCUUGAAGAAAUGUGUGAAAAUCUUAUACUGAAUCAAAUUGACGUUACUAAUUUAAUGGAUGAUUUAUUAGAUCCUAACAUUGAUAUAGAAGAUUAUUUUGAUUAA
Cinara cedri is the source of this 1356-nucleotide messenger RNA. The record is from the annotation of a GenBank genome assembly. Lineage: Eukaryota; Metazoa; Arthropoda; Insecta; Hemiptera; Aphididae.